Molecule: messenger RNA, 1738 nt
Organism: Marchantia polymorpha subsp. ruderalis
Lineage: Eukaryota; Viridiplantae; Streptophyta; Marchantiopsida; Marchantiales; Marchantiaceae
Source: the annotation of a GenBank genome assembly
CAGGACUGUGUCAUUAUCGUAAUGUGUAGACACUACGAUACCUUGAGAUUGGAUUGCACCGGAUUGGUCACUGGUUCGCGAUGGGUGGAGUAAGUUAGAGGUCCGCUGAAUCUUCCACAUUCUUGGGUCCAAGAGAAAAAAAUGAGUAAAAAAUGAGAUGGCAGUGCGCUUAAUGCUGUGCGGAGGAAAGAACGGUCCUGCUAGUCAUGCAGGCAGGCAAGACCUAGACUGUCUGGAGGAGGAACGAAACCACCCACAAACACAAAAGUUCCCGCACCACGCUCGACGCAGAAAGGCCCACAAUGCACGACAUAAGCUGAACAUGGGUUGAGUCAUGUGAGCGAUGUUCGACUCAGCGCCAUCGAUCGCCAUGGCCGCGAUCGAUAGCUGUGUGGCUCUCUUAGCGACCGAGCCCUACGCUAGCGAGUAGUGUGCUCGCGGAAUGAUAAGCCACGAGUGUGAGCGAAGUGGGCCUGGUAGGGCAGUGGGCAGACAACGGAAGUCGGCUUCAGUUUCCCUGGCACGCAAGCGUGAGAAGCUGCCGAGUCCUGCCCAACUACACAGUGCGUCGUGAUAGCUGGACGGCCGAGGGCGAGAGUCUGUGGCUAUGGAUGACAGACAGCCCGCAGAAGAGCCGAUGGGUCGGCCUCUUCUUGCGCACCAGCACAGAUCUCGCCUUCCCUUCCCCUCCCAUCCCGUCACCUCCCCUCCCUUGGCUUUGCACCCUUGUGACAUUUUGAUAGGUGGCAUCAGAGGACAGUGUCCUUGACCUUCUCACCCGCCGACUCCAGUGGCGGCUACAGUAUGCGAAGCUCGCUGGCCCAACAGGUUGUGGAGCAGUUUCUGCGGACCCCGCAACAAUAAAUCAGUGAGGGCAAUGCGUUUGCAGCUUACAGUAUUAUUAUGCUCUGACGCACCGUGCUUAUGUGAUGUGUAUGAUUCAUGAACGUAAGGCACGCAGGCCUUGGCUUGCUUGGCUUUGGCAAGCCUCUUGCGGCCGCGAAUCGCAACCGGAGAAGGCCUCGCCCAGUGCCCACAUGCCCACUGCGGAGAAGCCAGAACAAGAUGGAAAGUCAGGAACUUGGGUCUGAGGACCUAGGACGCCAUAAUUCCUCCCGGGACUCGCGAGCUGCCAAAUCUCGCGUCUGACCGGCACCUUCUCUCAUGUCCGUGCAGUCGCCGGUUUUCUCUGAAUCCCGGCCAGCAUCCCCGCCCUCCCAACACGGGAGGUCCUUCUGUGUUUCACAUUUGGAGACUCCUCGUGUACGACCGAUCCGUGUAUUGUACGAAACAACGCUCCUCGUGAUUUGUACGAGUAUAUGAUACAUUGUGGGUCACGCAUUUCUGCGCUACAUAUUUUUAGUUAACUGAUAAAACGACAUUGUGCAUCCGCGCGCGCUCCUGACGACACCGUUUCUUCUCGUUGGCGUCAUAGGUGUGUGAGUCAAACGGCAGCAACAAGCCUCUAGCGACCAUGUUCGAGCCACUUUUGCGUCCGGACCACAUUCGAAACUGGCUGGGUGAAACACAACAUGUGAAAUUCCUCGUCACACGAAAGCUCAUCGUCAGCCGGCGAAGAUUAUUCGGGAAUAUUGGAAAGUCCAACAUGAAGCGACGUGGAAGUCUACUCCAACCUUCAGUAGCUACACACACAUUUAUAAGUGGAUCCCCCACGAUUUGCAAAUUCCUUAUAUUGAAACUGCAAACUGGUCAAGACUAGCAUAUUAACUCAAGAGAC